AUGGAGCAAAAACCAAAUAAUUCUGCUUCGAAAUUUAUGAAGCUCUUUGAGAAAGCAAAGGCUACCUUUUCCGCUUUCUCCUUCGCCACAACCUCCAGCAGUGGCGGUAGCGGUAGCAGGACAAACAACAACAUCAUCAACAAAGGUUCUGAAUUACCUUCCUAUGUAAAACGUCGGUUAGAAUUAGGAGGAAUGAGGGUCCUUAUCUUAGGAUGUGGAACGGGAACCUGGUUAUUGGAAAUGGCCGAGAAAUAUCCCGAAUCAACCUUCAUCGGGUUCGAUGAUUCAUCAGACUAUCCCGGUGAUGAAUCAUCACAUCUACAAAACGCGGGGUUUAAGAGAGGUGAUUUUCUAUGUGGAAUCCCGUUCCACAACUCGACCUUUGAUCUGGUCCUCGAUUUCGUGGAUAGAUCCAAGCUAUCGGGUUUUCAAAAUGACAAUCUUUUUUCUGAGGUUGUUCGUGUUUUGAAACCUGAUGUUUUAGCAGUAGUUAGUUUUCCACAAGAAUUUUUAGAUAUGUAUUAUUAUGUAUACACCGGUGGAAUAAUUAACGCAAUUACUCAAGAAAUGCCUUUUACCCCAUUUUAUGUUUUUUUGUAG
Messenger RNA from Funneliformis geosporum, 600 nucleotides. NCBI's taxonomy places the organism in Eukaryota, Fungi, Glomeromycota, Glomeromycetes, Glomerales, Glomeraceae. The record is from the annotation of a GenBank genome assembly.